CUGAGCUUUAAAAAAGUUUUAUAGCAGCAACACAUCCAGCGUGGUGAAAUAAAACCGAGAAACGCAGAUAAGCCAUUUUAGCUAUGGGACUGCUCGCGGUGUGUGCGUAAUUCUCUCAGAACCCUCUCUCUCUCUCUCUCUCUCUCUCUCUCUCUUUCACGCAGCAGAGUCUGUGCCGAAGAGUUUUUUUUUUCGGUUUUGGAGAGAUUUACAUGAAAGUUUUUGUUGUUGUGCAUUCUUUCGCGCUCUAGUUCUCUCUCCGGCUGGAGAAAGCCUAUGCUCCCGCACGCGUUCAGCUCCGAGCGGCGCUGCGCAUGGGCGGCAUAGGCGGCAACUUCCAGCCCAACAUGCUGAAUGGAGCGGACGCGCAUGGCUUCCCCAAGGACGUGGACGCGGCGCACCGCGAGAAGCCGGGGCUGCACCACCGGCCCGAGCCGCUGGCUGACGCGCACGAGAGCGUGCCGCUGACCUUCCACCCAGAGCAGAGCCGCUUUUACGCGGGCGCGCCGCUCGCCAGCUGCCACUUCGGCCGCGGCGGGACGGGACAGGGGUACGGGACGGCGCCGGACGGCUACCCGGCUUACCCAGAGCACCCCCACCACCAUCAUCACCCCCCUCCCCCUGCUCCUCACCCUCACCAUCCCGCGCACCUGCAGCACGGAUACCCGCGCGCGCCGCCGCUGUGCGCGCUCCCCGGCCUGCAGGUGUGCGGCAAGACGCAGGUCCUCCUCAACAAUUUCCCACUAUGGGCCAAGUUCCACAAGUACCAGACCGAGAUGAUCAUCACCAAGCAGGGCAGGAGGAUGUUCCCAUUUCUCAGCUUUAAUAUCACUUCUCUGGACCCGUCUGCUCACUACAACGUGUACGUGGAUGUGGUUCUAGCUGAUCAGCACCACUGGAGGUACCAGGGUGGCAAGUGGGUGCAGUGUGGCAAAGCAGAAGGCAACAUGCCAGGCAACAGGAUGUACAUGCACCCUGAUUCCCCCAACACUGGCAAUCACUGGAUGAGGCAGGAAGUCUCAUUUGGCAAGCUAAAACUCACCAACAACAAAGGCAGCUCCAACAACAUGGCACAGAUGAUAGUGCUGCAGUCUCUCCACAAGUACCAGCCACGCUUGCACAUAGUGGAGGUGAAGGAAGAUGGAACGGAAGAUCCCUUCCUCAGCUCUAAAGCGCAAACCUUCAUCUUCCCUGAGACGCAGUUCAUCGCAGUCACGGCCUACCAGAAUGCAGAUAUCACUCAGCUGAAAAUAGACCAUAACCCCUUUGCAAAAGGUUUCCGGGACAAUUAUGACGCCCUCUAUGCGCCGCCUGACUCGGACCGUCUCACACCCUCCCCCACAGAGGGCCAGCAGCUCAUGUCGAGCAGCUGCUACCCCCACCAGCCUUACCUGCCUGAGCAGUAUGUGAGCCCGCUUCAACACAGCCGCUUCUACAGCCAUGAGCCCGUCAGCAUGGCUCACCAGGGCCCCAAAGACCCACCUGCAGGCCCUCACAGCCGCUGGUACCUCCCCGGCCAGCAAGGUGUACCUUCCAAUCGCCUGGACUUCAAUACGUAUGAGGGGGACUAUUCGUCCAAUAGCCUGUACAAGCCCUUCCCACUGCAGACAUCACCCCACCACCCGCUCAGCUAUUACUCCGAUAACCCCUUCACCUCUGGGUCUGUGUCCAGUGGCAGCCCUGGGACAUGGAGCACAGGGAGGCCAUCACCACAGUACCUCAACCACCCCCACCCUGCAAAGCCCACCUCUGGCCUCAGCUGGUUCCACCCUGUGUCUUCCCCUGCUACAUCCUCCUCACCUUCAGCCGUCAAUUCCCGCCUGCACCCUCCUCCCUCACUCUUGGAGUCCCUGAGGCUUCCACUACUCCAGGACAAGCCCAAGGAGACCGGGGACGACCCCUGGAUGGAGACGCCAUCUGUCAAAUCAGUGGACUCGGCCGACUCUGGCUUAUUUGAGAGCGGAGAGAAUAAGAAAAGACGAGUGUCACCCUAUGCCUCCAGCACUGAGAAUUCCCCUCCCAACCGUGGAAACGAUGCUUGUGAGAAGGACAGCAGCAGCGAUGCAGGCUACUAUGGUUUCUAUGGUCACUGAGAACCAUUGGUCACCACCCAACUUGGGCUGUCUGUUUCCCACCCACUGAGAUGCAGUGUCCCCAGUGAAAACGAAUUAUAUGGUUGCAGUCGCUGUGGUAACAAAACCUCAUAUCUCUGAAAUGGCAACUUUGUAGUAGAAGAAAACUUGUACCUCACCUAUACUACCUAUAUUUAUUCUAAGCAUGAACUGCUGCCUGAUAAUUUAGAUGAAAAUUGCUGACAAAAGCUUAAAAUGCAGAAUGCUAGUUUAUAGUAAGGAUAAAUAUGCUGAAGUUUCGGGUGUACUCAAACAUUUUGACUGGUACUGCAGAUUAAUAUAUGGAGAAUAUCUCAAUUGUCCUGGACAAAUCUCAUUUUCUGAAAAAGAAAAGUAAAGAAUAUCUUUUAUCUACCAAUGUACUGUUUUUCCAAGUAAUUUUUGGACCAUUUUUAUUGUUGCAAAAUGUUCAUGCAAAAUAAAGGGCAGCGAGCAUUUAAAAAAAAGUAAUAAUAAAAAGUAAAAGAAAAUGGAGUUAUGAGUUUUUUUUCACUACAGCGACAAUGUUGUUAUACAAUAAGCUUAACUAGGGUUAUAACGAUUGUUAUAAGUUAUAAAUAUAUUCCAGAACAUAAAUAGAGAAUAUUGUAAUAUAUUUUCAGUAUUGCUUUUUUGUAUGGGACUACCUGACCAUGGGUGGCUGAAGGUAGGCUGAGGAGGGGUGAUAUAAAAGGCCAGUAAGAACUGACACAUGACUCUCCUGUAGCACUGGUGUCCUUUGCUCUUCAUUCAUAUGUUCUGGCUGGCCUUCUCAUGUUCUUUGUUGUGUUCCUUCCUUGUGGUAGCUAUAUGGAUGUUAAGGUCAGCUGCAGGUGCUCUGAAGGUCGUUGUCAAACGGUGAGAAGCUCAGGAGUUAAGACAAUGUGACUGUACUGAAACACUGGCCUAGAGACUGAAUUCAAAAGCUGCAGCAGUUUAUGAUUUGAAGUCCACAUACACCUGCUGACACUUCCCCAAAGGACCUGUCCAGUCCUCCACAUCACAUAUGCAAACACAUAUACACACUUACAUGCACAAAACUACACCACAUUUUCAAAUUCACAGCUCAUUAUAGAGUGCUUUUCAAUUGCACUUCAUUCAUAUCUUCAUUAGUGUAAAUGAGGUAUAGGGGGCACAUAAAGUCAUAUGCUGUAAGAGCUAUUAGGGGAAACAAUAGAUUUGCCAGUAUCUGCCCUGAGAUGUCAGCACUUGUUUCACUCAGCCUGUCUCCUCACUUCCCAUUGACCUUUCACUCUCCCUCUGUACUAAAUCAUGUUACUGUAAUUUUAUGUUUUUGAACAUACCUCAUUAGAUUUCUACCACCAUACAGUAAAUAUUUUAUAAUACAUUCAGAAGACGAAUUCACUUAUGUUAUGAUCUAGAACAUCAUUUAAAGGCCUCAACUGAUAAAUACAUCACUUGAAAUUGUCUAAAACAGAGGCCUAAAUUUGAGUUCCAAAUCAAUCCUAAAAUGCCUGCAUCCCACAUAGCUAAAGACCACGAUCAAUAAGCACAUCGAAACCCUGGCCACUCAGACAACACACUACAAAUCAUUAGGUAUUGCAGAGAAUGGCAGUAACCAGUGAGGAGAAUUUGGAGUCUUGGGCUUAUGUGUAUAAAGCAUUUUAUACUAAGAAAAAAAAGAUCAGCCUUUUUUUAAAAUUAUAUCAAAGGGCUCAUAUAACUGAAAACCACAUUUCUCUGCAUGUAUUUAAAAAAAUAAGUCUUUGUAACGUGUAACCAUUCAUAAAGUUUCUAGAUGAGCCAGCCAUUCACUCCCCAGUGUAUACAGUCCAUGUAUAUGGAAACUGAAAACUGACAUCACAAAAACCAAAGUAUUUACAUGUGUAUGUAAAAGUUUGGAACACCCCAGGUCAAAUUACACAUCAAAUCACACAAGUUACACUUUUGAUAUUCUAACUGAAAUAGGUUAACACAUCCUCUACAGGGAACAAACAGAAAUAUAGCAUUUUUUUGUAAACGUUUACUGCACAGUAUAUUGGGGAAAGCAAUGAAAGAUAAAUGUAAAAUGUGCCAUAACAUUCGCACUGGCCACAGUUUUGUUUUGUUUUUAGCAGUAACUGUGUAUUAAACUGUGCAGAAGUGAGUUUUGUGUAGGAGAUGUGUUCACUUAUUUUCACUUGAAAAAAUCAACAAAACACAUCCUUUGACCAGGGGUGCUCAAACUUUUGCAUAUGACCGUAUAUCCAGCUGUUCAGUGUACAAAAGUUGAAGUUUUCAGCCUGGACUGCUUUUUGACUGAGGCACAAUACAGAGCGGCCAAUCACAGAUUGUUUGCAUAGUUCGUUUAGCAACAAGAACAGCCUGUUUCAAGAGGUUACUGGUUAUGUGCUAAAUAAUUCUAACUGUUUCUGGUACAGAAAACAAAAGGUUACAUGACAUGGCCUUUCAUGACAGCUGACAUGAAUUUAUAAAGAUAUUUAUAAAGGUUUGUUUUAGCAAGCAUCAGGUUUCAUAACACUUCUAGGGUGAAAUUACAUUGAAACGCAGCCUUUAUGACAAAUGAUGCUUGGUUUUAUCAGUUGUCAUGAAAGACUUAUGUAGGUCUUAUGUAGCCUUCAGUUAAGCGCUAGCCAAAAAUAUAACACAAUGUUGGAUAUGAGCCUUUUAAUGUGACCUAAACCUCAAAACUGAUCCUCUUUCUGCUCUUCUACUCAAACAUUUCAUAAAUCUGUCUGUUUCAUAGAGCGAUUCUAUCUUUGAGCAGGGGUGAUGAAAUUGAUUGGGCAAUCUAGUCCAAGUUCAGCAGUUUUUUGAUAUAAAACUUACAUUAGUUUGACCUCAUUUGAUCUGUCAUUUUAAUGUGCACUCAGACGUACUAUGCAAAGAGAGCGAGACAGAGAGGGCAUAAAGGUCAGCAGUAGUAGUGUGCAUAGCCAUGUAACAUUUCUCUGUUCCUGUUAGAUGCAUUUCUGCUGUGUGGAAGCUCUGUUCAUCAUUUCAGUGGACUUUACAAAGGCAAAAAUGAACAAGUAAUUCUUUUUAUGUAAGACGUAUUAUAGUGUAGGUCAGGUACUAUAGUACUUAAGUAGAGACAAGGCCACAACACAGCAAUGUCAGUCUACUAAGCCUUAAGAGAACAUUUUAACCCCACAGCAGCAAAGUCUGGGGGCUUCUUACAGUAGGAGGAGAAAGACAACAUGCAGACAGACAGGGUGGAAAAACGGACACCUGGCAGGGGCAUCAUGGUGACUGGACAUCAUCUUUAGUCAGACAACAGAGCAGCACACAAACGCACUGCCCCCACACCCAGACCUCAAUGACAAAGAGGAAGAAUAGGCCCUCAGUCUGAGCCUAUCAGGGCCUGCAGAGCGCUGAAGGUGAGAAUGACCUUCGACAGCUCAGUGGGCGACAGGGUGCCAGUGCAAGACCGGAGACAGCACUGAGAAUGCUAGUACACUGACUGCCAAGGCAAACAGUACAAUGCAGCCAUAUGAAAGACAUAUUAUUUGUCUUUCAUGUCCUUUAGUUCGGUACAUUCAAUUGAUAGGAUUUACAAAGAGCAGGACAGAUGAUGUUCAGCUGGGCAUAAAUACACACAUACAUAAUCACAAACACACAAAGGACUUCAAAAAUUGUGUCUUUAGAUUCCUUUGAACAAAGUCUUUAUCAACAACUGAAAACUGCAGCUACCCCCAUGAUAAGACUGCACCUGUUGUUUGUAUAUCAAUUGUAAAAAAAAUUGAAAUGCUUAAAAUAUUACUUUUUAUGGAUUUUCUUCUGAACCUUCUGUGUGUUUUUAUAGAGCUUUCCAAGGAAUUGUAAUGUGUUGAAACACAGCUGAUGGAAAAGCUUCAAUCUGCCGUCACUGACCUCCAAAACAGUGACUUCGGCUUUGCUUAUCUUAACGUGAGAGCAGUUUGUGCUAAACCAAAUGAAAUCUUAGCAAUAUAAUCAAACGGACAAUCAAGAUGAGCUAAUUACACAGGGUUAUACACCAGGUGUGUCAGAUCUUCUGCUCAGGACAAAUGUGUGCCAGUGACUAUUCAGCUCCUUGUUAAGUGAUGAGAAAAGUGAUGAACAUGUUGACAAUUAAUCAUGAUUUGAAGUAACUUGGAUUUGUUUAUUCUUUCAAGUCGAUUCACUUGGAAUUUUAAUUGUUAAAAUGCAAACAGUGGAUGGCUUUGAUCUUAACUGACAGUUACUGUUGGUGAGCCAUUUCUAAUUUCAAGUGCAAUUAAAAAGAGUGAUAUUAAUUUAA
Molecule: messenger RNA, 6333 nt
Organism: Pygocentrus nattereri (red-bellied piranha)
Lineage: Eukaryota; Metazoa; Chordata; Actinopteri; Characiformes; Serrasalmidae
Gene: tbx21
Product: T-box transcription factor 21
Exons: 6
Coding region: 315-2093 (592 amino acids)
Biological process (GO): lymphocyte migration; cell fate specification; positive regulation of DNA-templated transcription
Cellular component (GO): nucleus
Molecular function (GO): DNA-binding transcription factor activity, RNA polymerase II-specific; RNA polymerase II cis-regulatory region sequence-specific DNA binding
Source: RefSeq, a predicted model, not a curated record